UGACAUCUAAACCAGUGCUAUUUACUGGAUCAUCUCCUGAAGAACAUGUCCAAAGCUGCUGUGACUACUUUGACACUUUAUUCUCUUCCCCAGAAACACUUAGUGUUAAAAUCGGCAGCUUUAUUGAAUCGAUUUUGAUUGACAGUGUCAGUGUUGGUGUCAGCAGAAAAGUAUUUUCCCAUGUCAUUUCAAGAGUAAAAUCUCUCCAAACUGAUUUAUGUUUAGAAUACUGUGGUAUUCUCACUGAAGCAUUGAAAUUAAGACUCAUGUCUUUUGAAGACCAGAUAACAGAAUUAAAUCAACACAUGGCUUAUCUCUAUGAAGCUAUGAAAGAUUUUGGUAAAGCUGCAUCGAAUUUGAGUGCAAUACCACUGGAAAACAGCCAAAAGAACUAUUCAAAAGCAUUCACCACUCAGAUGUAUCUCAAAAUAGCUCAUCUGUAUCUUGAAGGAAGAGACUCAAAUCAGGCUGAGAUAUUCAUUAACCGUGCUUCGUUAUUAAUCACAUCAACUACUGAGCCAGACUUACAGGUAAAAUACAAGCUAUGCUAUGCCAAAUUGCUGGACUUCAGGAAAAAGUUUCUUGAAGCUGCACGUCGAUACCAGGAACUGAGUUUGGAGCCAAGACUCUCAUUAGCAGAGCAGAAUGAACUUCUCCGACAUUCGAUAUUAUGUGCUAUAAUAGCACCUGCUGGGGUGCACAGAUCUCGACUUUUGUCCUCCCUUAUAAAAGAUGAGCGUUCCCCAAUUAUCCAUGGUAUGUUAAGAAACACGCAGUUGGGACACCUCAUAACUCUUCAACAGGUAACACUGUUUGAGAAAGAGUUGGAUGAACACCAGCGAGAAAAACUUGCAAAUGGUAUGACGAUUUUAGAAGCAGCAGUAAUGGAGCAUAACCUUCUAGCCAUCUCAAACAUCUACAAAUCUAUAAAAAUUGACAACCUUGCUCAACUACUGAGAGUACCUGCUUUACAAGCAGAAACAGUAGUUGGUAAAAUGAUAGCUGAGCAAAGGAUUUGUGGCAGUAUUGACCAAAUUGAUCAGAUCAUUACAUUUGAGGUCAAAACUCAGCCGUGGGACGAACAUAUUAAUGUUGUUUGCAACAAGGUGAAUCACGUGAUUGAUCUUCUGAAUCAAUUUGAACCCGAAUUCUUGAAAGAGAGAUUACAGCAUUACGGGUGCUGAUUAAGACAUGAUGGGAAAUAUAUGGGUAUAAUGUACAUUGUUCAUGGUAGACUGCUUGGGAGUGUCAUGAAGCUGAUUGCAUACCAAAAUACCAGAUAU
Messenger RNA from Bolinopsis microptera, 1283 nucleotides. RefSeq names its product COP9 signalosome complex subunit 4-like. Gene Ontology annotation, cellular component: cytosol; COP9 signalosome. The transcript has 6 exons. Lineage: Eukaryota; Metazoa; Ctenophora; Tentaculata; Lobata; Bolinopsidae. Bases 267 to 1184 code for a protein of 305 amino acids. The record is from RefSeq and is a predicted model, not a curated record.